GUCAGACAUGGUGAAGUUAGAAAGGUACCCCGACAAGCCUGCCAAAUGGCCACAUUCGGUGGACGAAACAUCGGGCCCACACCUGUCGCCUUUAGUAAGGAAACUAUUUGAGGCCAUCUCCAAGUGCCAAUACAAAAAACUGAAGUAUCUCCUUCAGAACUGCUGUGCCAAGAUCACCUCCCGGAACCAGUAUGGCCACACCGUCCUCAUCGCGACGCUGCAUAUACCAGAUGAUGAUCGGCGUUUUAGAAUGUUCAAAUAUCUAAUUAGACAAGGAGCUAACCCUUUAACAAAGGAUGUUGCUUUGGAGAGAAACUGUCUUCUCUGGGCCUGUGUAUUGGCACGUUGUGAGGAAACGAGGUAUUUGCUGGACGAGUAUGCCGGAGAAUUUGAUAUCACCGAGAUGGACGUUGACGGCACAACAGCACUACAUCACGCAGUCAUGACAGGUUCAAUGGAUAUUGUCCGAAUGCUGAUCGAAGUUUUCGACAAGUUUCAUGUGUCUGUCGACAUUCCGAAUCGUCUUGGUCUCACACCAUACAUGCAAGCUCGACGCCUUGGUCAUUAUGAGAUUGCCCAAGUCCUUAAACAAGAUGGUCGUGCGAGCCCUCACCGAAGAGAUCCCGUCUGGUUCAAGACGGGUUCCGAAUGGAGUCAAAUAGGGAGAAAGGAAAGACAGGGUGAACGUUUAGAGCAUCUGAGAAAAGAAAUCGCAUGGACCAAGGUGCUAGGGCGAGCACCUCGGCUUCAGAGAAGCUAUGGUUUACCAAUCAAACGGAAGGAUCUGAAUGGGGAAAGACUGCCACCGAUUCCAACAGAGGAAGGGGAGAGCGCUAUUUUAUCAGAGCUUACUCCAGACGGAAAGUCCACCUCUUUGAGUAACAGAAGUUUACCGGAAAAUCUGUUAGACAGGGGGACAAGUAGCAGCAUUGGCCAAUCUGCUCAUAAACUGACAUACAGCCUCAUGGACAUGACUGAGAAAGGGCGGAGAGUUAAACAUUUCCACAAAAGUGAGAGUGUGGACAAAUCUGAACUGAGCGUUCUGGAAAGCCUUAGCUCAAUGCUGGAAGUUCUUGUCACACAAACUUCCGGAUCGUUUCGAAAAUCGGCAGAGAGGCCUGAGAUUGUACCGGAUGUGAUACCGAAACCAAAGAAACCCAAAGUAUCUUCGUUAGCCAUUGUGAUGGGCAAGAAGCGUGGUGACAGAUCGCGGAGGUCCCGAUUGGACCGCCGAGACACACAGAAAGGUAGGCUGACCGUCAUCGAGGAGGUUAGACCUGCAAGUAAAGACAGGCGUGGCUCUAAGAGAAACUCUAACAACGUGACUAGGUCCAAAUCACAGACAACAAACAUAGUCUCUGAGCAACAGGGCUCGUCCUGGCUCAGAAAUACGGUUCUACCGGAAAUAAACGUUAAUGGAUAGCUUCAGUGAAUACGUGUGUGUGUGUGGCAGAUGAUGAACAAAUAAUGACAAAAUAGCGGAAAUUCAUGUCUCGUCGGGACAGAGGGUAAUUUUUGUAAACUCUUGGCGAUUUUAUUAGAUUUAAAGAUAUUGUGAAUUACAUUUUCAUGACCAAGUGGUUAAUUUCAGAUUUAUCUGAAGCACUCUGGCAAAAGUAUAUUAACUAAUUUUUUGUCCGUCUGACAAAACGUUACAUGUCUGAUAUGUGCAUCGAAAAAUGUGUGAUAUCCGGAUUAAACAGACUGACAUAGCUUUGUUAUAUGCAAAAGAGACUGAAAAUCUAUAUAUUUGCUUGCCAUGCAGUGUUUUGUUGUCGUCAUUGUUUAAACAUGUUUGCGAUAAGGAGUAAAGUCUUCUCCACAAAUUGUAUUCCACAAAAGGAAAUCAGAGGAAAAUUUAUACACAACUGCUUAAUAAUCAUAAUGCAUUCGAAA
Messenger RNA from Liolophura sinensis, 1896 nucleotides. RefSeq lists its product as uncharacterized. NCBI's taxonomy places the organism in Eukaryota, Metazoa, Mollusca, Polyplacophora, Chitonida, Chitonidae. The record is from RefSeq and is a predicted model, not a curated record. Gene Ontology annotation, molecular function: protein binding. The transcript has a single exon. The coding region runs from base 8 to 1423 and encodes 471 amino acids.